UUCCCGUUCCCCCCCGUCCCGGUUUCACAACCCCGGGCACCGGCAGCGCUGCGGGCCGCCCCGCCGAUGUUUUCCUGCCCGGGGCCGCUGCUCCCUGCCGCCUUCUUCCUCCUCCUCCUCCUCUUCGCCACCGCCUUUCGCCUUCCCCGUUGCGGCCCCACCGAGCUCUCACGAGACGUGGUGCUGGGACGCCCGGGAGCCAACAUCACACUGACCUGCAGAGACAAGGGACCCCCCAACGUCACCGUGUCCUGGCGGGUGGAGGAGCGGGGGGCAGCAGUGGGGGGGGGCCGGCAGCUGGCAGAGGGGGGCAACACUCUGCUCCUCCAGGGGCUGCGCUAUGAGGACUCGGGGCGCUACAGCUGCUCCCUGGGGGGCCGCCCCCUGCGCUCCCUUCGGCUGCAGGUGGAAGAGCCCCCCGAGGCUCCCCGGGUCUCCUGCUACCGCCGGAGCCUCGACAAAGACCUCAUCUGCGAGUGGCCGCUGCGGGCGAAACCAUCCCCGGGCACACGAGCGACGCUCUGGGUGAGGCGGAGGUUUGUGGCCGAGGACCCCGCGGAGCAGCGGUGCCGUUAUUUCUCCAAGGCCCAAAAAUUCGUUUGCCGGGUGAAGCUGCCUCCUGGCACUGAGGACACCAAACCCCUCCUGGUGUCCACCUGUGUCCGCAACGCCGCCGGGGGCUCGGCUGGCGAGGACAAAAUCAUCACCCUCAGCAGCGUCUUGAAGCCCGACCCCCCCCUCAACGUGACAGUGGAGCCGCUGGAAAAGGCGCCGCAGCGGCUGCGGGUCAACUGGUCCUACCCCCCCUCCUGGGACCCCCGCUUCUACUGGCUCCGUUUCCAGGUCCGCUACCGCCCCGAGCCCACCCAGACCUUCACGGAGGUGGACCAGGUGACGACGACGUGGCUGGACAUCCGUGACGCGUGGCGGGGGACACGGCACGUGGUGCAGGUGCGGGCACAGGAGGAGUUUGGCCAUGGCACGUGGAGCGAGUGGAGCCGGGAGGUGGUGGGCACCCCCUGGACAGACCCCCGGGACUUCACCUCUGAAAUGGGACCCUUCAGCUCCCAGUUCCCCGUGGAUGAUGGCACCUAUGGGGUCACCCUGCCCCCCGAGCUCUUCAGGGAAGACACUGCUGGUGACCUCGGGGAGACCGUGGUGGAAGCCACCAGCAGCCCCGUGAUGUCCCCCUACGCCUUCCUGGUGGCCGGGGGGAGCCUCCUCCUGGGCAUCGCCCUCUGCAUCGCCAUUGUGGUGAGGUACAGACAGACAUGGAGAAUGGGUGGGCAGCGAGGGGCCAAGGCAGAGGGUGAGGGGCAGCAGCACGGGCUGGUGCCCCUGGGCCACCCCAGCCCCCCCGCCCUCAGUGACACCCCCCUGCUCUCCCCCCCCGGCCCCCCAACCCUCAGGGCUCUCCAUGUCACCAACUUGGACUAUUUCUUCUCAGGGCAGUAGCCUGAAGGUGGGGGGCAGGUGCCUGCGGGUCGGGUGCUGGUGAGAGAAGGGGGGUCCCCAGGGUUGGGAUGUGGCCCUGGGAGCAGCCCCCCCUUCUUCUCCCCUCACUAAAAGCCCCUCCCAGGACCCGUGGGUGGGAGCAGCCUCUGAGAAGAGGGGGUCAGCAGCUCCCCCAAACAGAGGGGGCCCAGAGAUGGGUACUGGGGGGGGUGAGGGGGGGGAGCUCUGGGGCUGUGGCCAAACUGGGGGGGAUGCGCCAGAGCGUGGGAGCGGAGCAGGGCUCUGCCCACAGGGAUGGGUUUGGGGGUCCCGUGGGGAACAGCCUUGGGGGAGGGUGUGUGCUGACUGGAUCAGCUCUCUGCCCUGCCCCUCACCUCCCCCCCCCGGGGGCUUAUUCUAAGAGCACACGCUGAGGAACCAUGGUGAAAUUUUUCCAAAAUAAAUGCCUUAGAUUUGUA
Messenger RNA from Calypte anna (Anna's hummingbird), 1913 nucleotides. RefSeq names its product interleukin 6 receptor (gene IL6R). Gene Ontology annotation, molecular function: protein binding; cytokine receptor activity. The transcript has 10 exons. Gene Ontology annotation, cellular component: membrane; external side of plasma membrane. Lineage: Eukaryota; Metazoa; Chordata; Aves; Apodiformes; Trochilidae. The record is from RefSeq and is a predicted model, not a curated record. Gene Ontology annotation, biological process: cytokine-mediated signaling pathway. Bases 67 to 1455 code for a protein of 462 amino acids.